Messenger RNA from Mercurialis annua (annual mercury), 1222 nucleotides. Its product is annotated as glyoxylate/hydroxypyruvate/pyruvate reductase 2KGR-like. Gene Ontology annotation, molecular function: NAD binding; glyoxylate reductase (NADPH) activity; hydroxypyruvate reductase [NAD(P)H] activity. The coding region runs from base 72 to 1016 and encodes 314 amino acids. Gene Ontology annotation, cellular component: cytosol. The transcript has 2 exons. NCBI's taxonomy places the organism in Eukaryota, Viridiplantae, Streptophyta, Magnoliopsida, Malpighiales, Euphorbiaceae. The record is from RefSeq and is a predicted model, not a curated record.
AUAGCCUUUUUUACUUCCAAAAAACAAGUAACAGCUCAGUUGCCGUACAGUAACCAAACAUUAGGUCAACAAUGGAGUCAGUAGGGGUUCUCAUGACCUGCCCUCCGAUGAACCCCUACUUAGUCGACCUACUAGAAAAACGAUUCACUCUUCACAAAUUCCUAACCGUUUCCGACAAGACCCAGUUCCUCAACACCCACAAGAAUUCAAUCCGAGCCAUCGUCGGAAACUCCGCGUUCGGCGCCGAUGCGGCAUUGAUAGAUCAACUGCCGAAGCUGGAGAUAGUGGCGAGCCACAGUGUGGGGCUGGACAAGAUUGAUUUGGUCAAGUGUAAGGAAAGGGGCAUAAGGGUAACUUACACCCCUGAUGUUUUAACUGAUGACGUUGCAGAUUUGGCUAUCGGUUUGAUUAUUUGUGUGUUGAGGAGAUUGUGUGAUCAUGAUCGGUUUGUGAAGAGUGGUCUGUGGAAAAAAGGGGAUUUUAAAUUGAAUAAUAAGUUCACCGGAAAAUCCGUUGGCAUUAUAGGGCUGGGCAGGAUCGGCUUGGCAAUAGCGGAGAGAGCGGAAUCAUUUAGAUGUCCGAUCAGUUACUAUUCAAGAACAGAGAAAACAGAAGUAAAAUACAAUUACUACCCGAACGUUGUUGAGUUGGCUAAAAACAGUCAAAUCCUUGUAGUUUCUUGUGCCCUAAUAGAAGAAACUCACCACAUCGUCAACCGUGAAGUCAUCGAUGCAUUAGGUCCGAAUGGCAUUCUAAUCAACAUCGGCCGAGGCUCUCAUGUUGAUGAAGCCGAGCUGGUGUCUGCAUUGCUUGAAGGCAGGCUAGGUGGUGCUGGUCUUGAUGUGUUUGAAGAUGAGCCUAACGUACCGAAGCAGCUAUUCGGACUCGAGAAUGUAGUUUUUACGCCUCAUGUAGGAAGUAGCACAUUCGAAACCCGGAUUGCCAUGGCGAACCUUGUUGUUGGGAAUUUGGAAGCGCAUUUUUCAAACCAACCUCUGUUAACUCCGGUGAUUUGAUUUUUGACUUGAAAAACUGUGGAUGCAGGAUUAAUUGCAAUGUGCAGUCAGUUUCAUGCUUCUGUGACUCUUAAUUGAUUAAGAGACUUCUUGAUGAUAUUUUUGUUGAUAUCUUAACUGCUUUACGCUUUAAGGACUUGGUACUAGAAAGUAGUUUAUUCUCUUACAUUUACUAAAACUAUACUAAUAGAUUCUGGUAUUAUUUA